UUCCCGUAGAGGGGUCCAACCAAUUUUCUGCUCCCGCGGACUCCCACCCAAAUUUAAUUUCAGUUUCGAAUUUCGCAGCAAUCUAGGUCUUCCAUAAAAUAUAAAUUAAAUAAAAUAUAAAUAAGGAUUGAACCUAUACAUACAGAAAAUUACUUGUAUCUAAACUCGGAAGGCAUCUACAGAGUAGAGAGGGUAGAGCGUCGAUCUGGUCUCUUCGUUCCAACAAAUUGUAUUCGUAGGUUUCAAAAUUUUCAAUCUUUUAUUGGCUUUCUCGUCUACUUUUGGAGAAGGAUCACAAAUUCACCUAGACAUAGAUGCCAAAAUUGUUUCGGUUUCUGUUCGUCUGUUUUUCCUUUUGUUCGACAAUUUUCGAUUAAUGCGUCUUUAUUUUACUAUUUAUUCCCUGUUUCCUAGCUGUCGCUGCUUCGAGAUUCAGACUCGUAGGGUUCGGAUCAGAAUUGAAGUGAAUUUUACAGUUUGACGUGUCUCGAGAUUUUCGUGAAAACGAGAGAAAUAAUUUUCCUAUGGUGAUUUGUCUGCCGGAAAGUUUUAGGGUUCUGAUUUCGGUUUAUACGCAAUUACGCGAUAUGUAGUUUGUGAGAUUCACUCCGUGCGCACGCAUUGUGUGAUUAAUCUCGUCCUAGAAUGAAGCUAUGGUUGUGAAUCAAAUCACAAAAAUCGGAAUGCCGAAGCUGAAACGGUGCAAAGUGGCGGAAAACGAUGAUAUGUUUUCACCGAAAAGACUGAGAACCAAUGAGCUUGUCGCAGGUCUAACCAAGGAGGAGUUCGAGGAUUGCAGCGCCUGUUUAUCUGGUUUAGGUUGCAGAGGGGGUUCCACCUAUGAUGGGGAAGCUGGAUCGAAUAUGAUGACUUGUGACGCAGCUCAACUGUUGCCAGGUAUGAAGAAGGGGUUAGAGGUAAAUAAAGCCCCUCUUUUCAAGUCCUCCAGGGGGCGUGUUCAGAUGCUUCCUUCUAAAUUCAAUGAUUCAGUUCUGCACUCAUGGAAGGAAGAACGAUGUGGAGCAGAAGAUGAAGAGCUCUGUGUUAACAACGUAAAUCCUACCGCCAAUAUGGAGCAAAAAGAAGACAAAAACUUUAGCUUUGAGCACGUGCCUAAGACAAAAUCAGUUGGUAGUCACGAGGAAGGAGGGGAUGGCUAUACAAGUCACACAGAUUUUCACAAUAUAGUGUAUUCAAGUUCAAAAAGUUCCUUGUCAUCUGUUAGUGGAUGUGGGGUUUCUUCAUUUGUUGAGUCUCAACCAAAGGUUAAGACAGGAUUUGCAAGGUUCGAGAAACACACAAAGGGGAAGGCUGAAAAGAAUGAUUUUUAUGAGCCAGCAAACUUUGUUUUGGGUGAUAUAGUCUGGGCGAAAUGCGGAAAGAAAUAUCCUGCUUGGCCUGCUAUUAUCAUUGAUCCACUAUGGCAAGCACCUAACUCUGUUCUCAGGGCUUGUGUUCCAAAUGCAGUUUGUGUGAUGUUCUAUGGGUACUCAAGAAAUAGACAAAGGGAUUAUGGAUGGAUAAAAUCUGGAAUGAUCUUUCCUUUUCAAGAGUACAUGGAGAGGUUUCAGGGACAGACUAACUUGUUUGGCAGCAAGCAAGCUGAUUUCCAGGAAGCAAUAGAAGAGGGAGUUUUGGCUUCCCAGGGCCACUUAACUAGAGGUUCUGAAAAUGUGCAAGGGACACCAUCACAAGCAAACCAAUCAGAGGUUGCAGAGGACACAGGAUCCAAUCAGGAACUAGAGUGUUGUUCCUCUCCCAAGGAUGCAUCUAAGAGGAAAGAAACUCAAUCUUGUCGAAGCUGUGGUUUAGUUCUGCCAUGCAGAACAAUGAAGAAAUCUAAAGACAAAGGUGCUCAAGUGCAAUUUCUUUGUGCACACUGUAUUAAGCUAAGGAGGUCAAAGCAAUAUUGUGGAAUCUGCAAGAAAAUUUGGCAUCACUCUGAUGGUGGGGACUGGGUAUGUUGUGAUGGUUGCAAUAUUUGGAUGCACGCUGAGUGCACCGGUAUUUCCAGCAAUGGUUUUAAGGAUCUGUCGAGCACAGAUUAUUUCUGUCCUGAAUGCAAACUUAAAUGUAGUCAGACUUCUGUGGGCUUGGAACAAAGUAAACAAAAAGCCAGCCUUUCAAGCAGCCCCAGGGAGUACAAACAAACAGAGUCACCUGGAAAGGUUGAAGUUGUCUGCAUGAGAAUGGAAGGAAUUUAUCUCCCAAAUCUUCAUUUAGUACAGUGCAAGUGUGGUUCAUGUGGGACAAGGAAACAAACACUUAAUGAAUGGGAACGACAUGCAGGAUCCAGAGCAAAAAAAUGGAAGCACAGUGUUAAAGUGAAGGGAUCUAUGAUAACUCUUGAAAAAUGGAUAUUGGACCAUAGCGUUUCUUCAUUGAAGUUAGAUCUUCCGCAAUUGUUAGCUUUUCUGCAUGAGAAGUAUACACCUGUUAAUGCGAAGUGGACUUCAGAGCGUUGUGCUAUUUGUAGAUGGGUUGAAGAUUGGGAUUAUAACAAGAUAAUUAUAUGCAACAGGUGUCAAAUAGCUGUCCAUCAAGAAUGCUAUGGAGCAACUGAUGUUCAAGAUUUUGCUUCGUGGGUCUGCCGAGCAUGUGAAACCCCUGAUAUUGAAAGGGAAUGUUGUCUUUGUCCAAUAAAAGGGGGUGCGCUUAAGCCAACUGAUCUUGACAACUUAUGGGUUCAUGUUUCUUGUGCUUGGUUUCGACCUGAGGUUGCCUUCUUAAGUGUGCAGAAAAUGGAGCCUGCCAGUGGCAUUCUUAGGAUUCCUCCAGAUUCCUUUGUUAAGAUAUGCACAAUAUGUGAACAAAGUCAUGGUUCCUGUACACAAUGCUGCAAGUGCUCCACUUCAUUUCAUGCAAUGUGUGCUCUCAGAGCUGGAUACCAUGUGGAAUUGAAGUGCUUUGACGAGAAUGGAUUGCAGCUAACAAAAUGGGUAUCAUAUUGUGCCAUCCAUAGGACCCCAGAUGCAGACAAUGUUGUAGUAAUGAGAACCCCCUUGGGGGUAUUCUCUACUGGGAAUGUGCUGCAGAAACAGAAUGAAGAACAUAAUAUGAGGGGUUCAAGACUUAUUUCAUCUAAGCAUCUUGAACUUCCAGAUACAUCAGAUCAAGAGACCACUGAAUUUGAUCCUUUUUCUGCUGCAAGGUGUCGCAUCUUCAAAAGGUCUUGGAAGAAGAAGAGGGAUGAACAACAGGCAGUAUUUCAUCGACUUAUGGGGCCAAGGCAUCAUCCAUUGGAUGAGAUAGAUUUUUUAACUUCACGCAGUGAAGUAGCAGAUUGCAAGGGCUUUUCAACAUUCAUAGAGCGCCUUAGUCAUCUACAGAAAUCUGAAAAUCUCCGGGUCUGUUUUGGUAAAUCCGGGAUACAUGGAUGGGGUGUUUUUGCUCGAAGAAACAUUCUCGAAGGAGAAAUGGUAUUUGAAUAUCGUGGAGAGAAAGUGAGGCGCAGUGUUGUUGACCUGAGGGAGGCGAGGUACCAACGUGAAGGCAAAGAUUGUUACCUAUUCAAAAUCAGUGAUGAAGUAGUCAUUGAUGCCACCAACAAAGGAAAUAUUGCUCGCCUAAUUAAUCAUUCAUGCAUGCCCAACUGCUAUGCAAGGAUUAUUAGUGUAGGCGAAGAGGAUAGCCGAAUCGUUCUCAUUGCCAGGGCUAAUGUUUCAGCUGGAGAUGAAUUAACGUAUGAUUACUUGUUUGAUCCUGAUGAGCAUGAUGAGAAAAGAGUACCCUGCCUAUGUAGAGCUCCCAACUGCCGCAAAUUUAUGAACUAAGUCAACAAAUGUACAGAUUUUUUUUUGAGUAUAUAUGUUUGAUUUUUCCCAUAUAAGUAGGCUCAUUUUCGAUGUACCCAUUAUAUUGACCCCUAUCACAAAUGUUGCCCAACCUUAACUAGAUUGGGUUUGUUGUAGACGGUAAUGUUGAAUGGUUAAAUACAAAUUAGUGUGCUAUUUUGCUGGCAAUCUGGCAUUGUGUAUUACUGUAUCCCCCCCCCCCCCCCCCCAAAUAGCCGAGAUGAUGAAAUGUACGCGCUUAUAUUAUCUCAAAAUACGCAGUUAUAUACCCACUGAGAAAG
Messenger RNA from Cuscuta epithymum, 4075 nucleotides. NCBI's taxonomy places the organism in Eukaryota, Viridiplantae, Streptophyta, Magnoliopsida, Solanales, Convolvulaceae. The record is from the annotation of a GenBank genome assembly.